Molecule: messenger RNA, 4613 nt
Organism: Hypanus sabinus (Atlantic stingray)
Lineage: Eukaryota; Metazoa; Chordata; Chondrichthyes; Myliobatiformes; Dasyatidae
Product: collagen alpha-1(I) chain-like
Exons: 1
Coding region: 2846-4483 (545 amino acids)
Source: RefSeq, a predicted model, not a curated record
CUUGAUAAACAGUAUUCGGGUUUCCAGAGGUACCAGUGGAUUUUAGGGGAUAAACAUCAGUGAAUCAGAAUCAGAUUUAUUACCACAGUCCUAAUGAACAUCUUGGGCUGAAAUGGCAACUGCCUCCAUGGAUGCUGCCUGAUCUGCUGAGCUCCAGCAGUUUGUCAGUGUGUGUGUAUGUGUUGCUCUGGAUUUUCAGCAUCCGCAGAAUCUCUUGUGUUUCUCAUCAUUGACUUUGAUGAUUUGUUAUUUUGCAGCAGGAGUACAGUGCAAAGACAUAUAAAUUAUAAAUUAAAUAGCACAAAAAUGGCUGUGAACUGUUCAUAAAUCUGAAGGUGGGGGGUGGGUUUGGGAGAAGCUAUUCCUGUAUUGUUGAGUGUGUGUCUUCAGGCUCCUCUACCUGCUUCCUGAUGGUAACAAUGAGAAAGGGCAGAUCCUGGAUGGUGGGAGUCCUCUGUGAUGGAUGCUGCCUUUUGAAAGUGGUUUUUGAAGAUAAUUCAGUUGAAUUCCACUGGCUGAAAAGUGCUUUUGGAUAUCUUGAGAUUCUGAGAAAAACAUCUAUAAAAAGUUUGUUUUUCAAAAGCUUUCAAUCUUAAAAUUGGAAUUUUUAUCAAAAAUGUGGGCGUUGGAGACAAGUCUGGAGAUCUGUUCCAAAUCUCAUAUGAAUGUGUGAGGCAGGCGCGUUGACAUUCCCAGGUAUGUACUGUGAUGUCAAACAGUGUUCCAGCAUGUCUUGGCAUCACUUGUGUGAAACUCAUCCUUGCGGGGUAGCUCUGUAAAUAAAACGGCUUUAACUUAGGAAUGGAGAGUGCUCAUCUGGCACAGAGCUGGAAGUCAAAGGCUUCACCAUGGGUGUCCUCACAGGCUGGAAAGCGUGUCCUUUCUUGUAACUCUAUCUGAUGUUCCACGUUACAUCAAUUGCCAUGAUCUCUCCCCCUCCCCUUCUUCCCCUCUCAUUCCCCUCUCUACCCCUUCUCUCUCCCUCCCCCUCUACCCUCUCACCUCCACCCUCGCCCAUCCUCUUCCUGUCCUUCUCCUCCUCCCCUCACCCUCCCCUACAUUUCUGCUCCCCCUCAUUUCCCUCACUGUUCUGGUCCUCCAUAAUCUUUCAAAAAUAUACCUACUUCCUCUUUCUGUAUCCUCUAACCUCUAAGGUAGAGGUAGAGAUCUCCACAGAAGAAGUUCCUAAUCACCAAAAAACCUACUGGAAGAACUGCAGGUUGAGCAGCAUCCACUGAGUAGGAAGGGAAUUGUCACCGUUUCUGGUUGAAAGCUGCUGAGUUUCUCCAGCUGCUCCCAGAUUCCGCAGCCUGCAGUCCUUUGUGGCUCUAGAGCCGAUAUCAGGUAGUGAGGUACAUUCCAGGACUGUGAAAAUAGGGCUGAUCUCAGUCGGGAUUGCUGGGGAAGUUAAAGCUUUGUGCCUGGUGGUAAAAUGAUUCACCAGAGGCCCACCAAGCUUUAAAAGUCUACAGAUUAGACCCAGUCCUCUGCUGCUCAGUUUUAAAUGACUACCCUCACGACAUUGUUUGUAGAUGUGUAACUAUAUUUAACACACUGAGGGGCACCACGGUAAAGCAGCAUUUAAUGCAGCAAUAUUACAGCUUGGGGAGUAAAUUCCAACGCUGUCUGCAAGGAGUUUGUAUGUUCUCCCCGUGACUGUAUGUUGCAGCUGCUCUGGCUUCCUCCCACGGUCCAACGACGUACCAGUUAGGAGUUAAUUGGUGAUUGGAAAUUGUCCUCUGAUUAGGCCAGAGUUAAAUGGGUGAGUUACUGGACAGCUUGUUGGGCCAGAAGGGCCUGUUCUGUGCUUUAUCUCUAAGCAAUCACUUCCAUCAUCUGUCUCAGUAAAGCAGCCGGAAUAAAGACCCCACCCACCUGGACGAUUCAUCUCCAACCCCUCCCAUCAGGCAGAAGAAUCAAAAGCUUAAAAGUCUGUACCACCAGGCUCAGGAAGAGCUUCUGUCUGACUACGGUGAGACUGUUGAACAGGCCUCAAGUAUGAGAAGAUUUGCUCUUGAUCUCAUGAUCUACCUCGCUAGCAUCUUGCACUUUAUUGUCUACCUGCACUGCACUUUCUCUAGUUUUUACACCUUAUUCUGCAUUGUUAAUGUUUUAACUCAGUAUACUGUGCAGUGAUCUGUAUGAACAGUAUGCCAGACAAGUGGGCAACAUUGCACGGUAGUGGUUAGCACAAGGCUUUCCAGUACCAGUGACCCAGGUUCAAUUCCCGCGCACCCCGUAAGAAGUUUGUACAUUCUCCCUGUGACCACAUUGGUUUCCUUUGGGUGCAUUAGUUUUUUGUAACAGUCCACAGAUGUACUGGUUAGUAGGUUAAUUGGUCAUUAUAAAUUGUCCUGUGAUUAGGCCAGCGUUAAAUCAGGGGAUUACUGGACAACACGGUUCAAUUGGCCAAAAGGGCCUAUUUGGUGCUGUAACUCAAUAAAUUACGAGCUUUUCACUGUACCUCAUACUUGAAAUCAAUUCCAGUUUAUCUCCUCUAUAUCGAAUGCAGAUGGCGGAAUGGCUUUGUCAAGUACCUUCGUUCUGUCGGCUGCAGAAGGCAGGAUUUCCCAUUCCCUUUCUCAUAUGUGUGUCGUUGACCUCUACUGCCAUAAGGCAGAUCCAAAUCCAGGGAAUAGGUUGCAGGAAAACUGAUUCUUUUCCCCUCAAGGACAACAGAAGUCCCCUACUCCUUUUAUCCUGACUGGUAAAAAUUAGCUUUAUUAGCAUUGCAUGUCUUUCGAACCAUACAGUGAAAUGAGUUCCGGUACCUUCCAGUGAGAUAGUGGCGCAUUCGAACGCAGCCGCCUCUCGGGCCAACCAGUGAUGCACUUUUCUUUUUAAAAUGUGUUUGUUUAUGAUCGUAAGACUAUACUGGGCUCCAAGAACUACGGGUGCAGUAGGGCUGCUCAUUGUUCAGGCUGAGGUGUCAAAGGAGCUGGUGGACGGGCCAGAGAAGGAGAAGUCAACUCUCAGGCCGGAAAAGGGGUUCCGGCGGUCCGGCCGGAGAAGGGGAAGCCGGCGGUCGGGUCGGAGAAGGGGAAGCCGGCGGUCCGGCCAGAGAAGGGGUUCCGGCGGUCCGGUCGGAGAAGGGGAAGCCGGCGGUCCGACCGGAGAAGGGGUUCGGGCGGUCCGACCGGAGAAGGGGAAGCCGGCGGUCCGGCCGGAGAAGGGGUUCGGGCGGUCCGACCGGAGAAGGGGAAGCCGGCGGUCGGGUCGGAGAAGGGGAAGCCGGCGGUCCGGCCAGAGAAGGGGUUCCGGCGGUCCGGUCGGAGAAGGGGAAGCCGGCGGUCGGGUCGGAGAAGGGGAAGCCGGCGGUCCGGCCAGAGAAGGGGUUCCGGCGGUCCGGUCGGAGAAGGGGAAGCCGGCGGUCCGACCGGAGAAGGGGAAACCGGCGGUCGGGUCGGAGAAGGGAAGCCGGCGGUCCGACCGGAGAAGGGGAAGCCGGCGGUCCGGCCAGAGAAGGGGUUCCGGCGGUCCGGUCGGAGAAGGGGAAGCCGGCGGUCGGGUCGGAGAAGGGGAAGCCGGCGGUCCGGCCGGAGAAGGGGAAGCCGGCGGUCGGGUCGGAGAAGGGGAAGCCGGCGGUCCGACCGGAGAAGGGGAAGCCGGCGGUCCGGCCAGAGAAGGGGUUCCGGCGGUCCGGUCGGAGAAGGGGAAGCUGGCGGUCCAACCGGAGAAGGGGUUCCGGCGGUCCGGUCGGAGAAGGGGAAGCCGGCGGUCCGGCCAGAGAAGGGGUUCCGGCGGUCCGGUCGGAGAAGGGGAAGCCAGCGGUCCGGCCGGAGAAGGGGUUCCGGCGGUCCGGUCGGAGAAGGGGAAGCCGGCGGUCCGGCCAGAGAAGGGGUUCCGGCGGUCCGGUCGGAGAAGGGGAAGCCGGCGGUCCGGCCGGAGAAGGGGUUCCGGCGGUCCGGCCGGAGAAGGGGAAGCCGGCGGUCCGGCCAGAGAAGGGGUUCCGGCGGUCCGGUCGGAGAAGGGGAAGCCGGCGGUCCGGCCGGAGAAGGGGAAACCGGCGGUCGGGUCGGAGAAGGGGAAACCGGUGGUCCAGCCAGAGAAGGGGUUCCGGCGGUCCGGUCGGAGAAGGGGAAGCCGGCGGUCCGGCCGGAGAAGGGGUUCCGGCGGUCCGGCCGGAGAAGGGGAAACCGGCGGUCGGGUCGGAGAAGGGGAAGCCGGCGGUCCGACCGGAGAAGGGGUUCCGGCGGUCCGGUCGGAGAAGGGGUUCCGGCGGUCCGACCGGAGAAGGGGUUCCGGCGGUCCGGUCGGAGAAGGGGAAGCCGGCGGUCGGGUCGGAGAAGGGGAAGCCGGCGGUCCGACCGGAGAAGGGGAAACCGGCGGUCCGGCCGGAGAAGGGGAAACCGGCGGUCGGGUCGGAGAAGGGAAGCCGGUCAGGCUGAAGAGGGUUCAGAGGAGCUGCCCUGGGUGCAGACUAUGCUGCUGCCAGCUACUCGAAGACAUCGGGGUUGUUGCGCGAAAGCAGCGUGUUGUGUAACUGUGAGUGACUGUCUUGGCCGUUUUUCUUACGAUCACAAGACCCUGUUGGACGUUGAUAAUUUAAGAUUCUGUAACCCUAUUGCCCUUGUUUGGUGUGAGACAAGUGACAAGGCAGCAGCGUGGCUUCA